Molecule: messenger RNA, 1503 nt
Organism: Columba livia (rock pigeon)
Lineage: Eukaryota; Metazoa; Chordata; Aves; Columbiformes; Columbidae
Gene: RPA2
Product: replication protein A2
Exons: 9
Coding region: 203-955 (250 amino acids)
Biological process (GO): double-strand break repair via homologous recombination; nucleotide-excision repair; DNA replication
Cellular component (GO): DNA replication factor A complex; site of double-strand break; nucleus
Molecular function (GO): single-stranded DNA binding
Source: RefSeq, a predicted model, not a curated record
CCUCACCUCAGCGCCCACACUCAAAAUGGUGCCUUCCGCCUCCCCGCGGCCUCCUCGUAUUGGAAGGAACUGGAAGACGGAGAGCCGCGAUUGACUGCCCGCCAGCCGAGCGACGUCCACGGAUUGGGCGAGAGCCGGCGGCGCGGGGAGAGGCGGCACCUUCGAUGGCGGGUACGGCAGCUCGGGCCCCGCGGGCGGGUACAUGCAGUCCCCGGGGGGCUUCGGCUCCCCCGCUGGCACCCAGGGGGAGAGGAAGCAGCGGAUCCGCUCCCAGAGCAUCCUGCCCUGCACCGUGUCGCAGCUGCUGGCGGCGGAGCACAUGGAGGAGACGUUCCGCAUCCGAGACACGGAGAUCUCCCAGGUCACCAUCGUGGGGCUCAUUCGACACGCCGAGAAAGCACCGACAAACGUUCUCUACAAAGUGGACGACAUGACGGCGGCUCCGAUGGAUGUCAGGCAGUGGGUCGAUACCGACGAGGCAGGUAGUGAGAACGUUGUGGUGCCUCCAGGAACUUACGUAAAAAUAGCUGGUCACGUCCGGUCGUUCCAGAAUAAGAAAAGCUUGGUGGCAUUUAAGAUCAUGCCUCUGGAAAACAUGAAUGAGUUCACCUCACACAUGCUAGAGGUUGUCCACGCACAUAUGGUCCUCAGGAAAAGUCAUAUGCCAGCAUAUAGAGUCCCUCAGUCGUUUUCCUCUGCUGGGACGGUUGACAUGGAGGGCUAUGGAGGAGGCAGCAGCCUGGCUGUGAAUGGACUCACAGCCCAUCAGAGCCAGGUGCUGAACUUGAUUAAAAACUGCCCUGUCCCCGAAGGGAUGAGCCUGCAGGAGUUGAAACUUCAGCUCCAAAAUAUGAGCAUGUCAACAAUCAAGCAAGCUGUUGAAUUCCUCAGCAGUGAGGGACACAUCUACUCUACUGUGGAUGACGAUCACUACAAGUCCACAGAUACCGAGUGAAGAGACUUCCAGAGGGAUUUAGUUCUAAGCAAAUGCUUGUCUGUGUAUCAAGUUAUCCUGCCAAGCUUUGCAACGCAGACGGUGGUCUUUGCUCUCUCUAGCCUAUGAAGGUCCUGGUUACUCUGCGAGUGCCUCCUUGGAAUUCAAGGACAAGCAGAAAGUCUCUUAACUGGACUCAAUUAAAUGCUGUGAUGAUGUGACUGAAAGCAUAAUCAGCCAUAGGAAAACUGAACUCCUCAAAGCUUCAGAGCCUUGAGUUUGGUUUUGUCUCCUCAGAGGGUGCCUGUGUUAGAAAGGAGAACCUCUUUCUAAUAUUGUCCUGGGCCAAUUGUCUUUUGUUUCUAGAGCUGUUUCUCCUAACUCAACUUUUCAUUCCAUUUAAUUCAAAGUGGGGUAGCAAAGGGUAGUAUUCCACUCAUUUACAGUAAUCAUGAAUAGAUUUUUAAUUGGUUUAGUUUAUGCAUUUAAAUUUAUAUUUGUACUAGGAGGUGAUCUUGUUACCAGAGCUUUUGAACGUUUCAAUAAAGUUUAACUGCGGGAGUCUCGCA